UUUCGGUACCCAACCCUAUGUGUCCCCCUCUAAUCCACCUUCCCCUCUUCUCUCUCUCUCUCUCUCUCCGUCCAGACUCUCGGACCGCGGCAGCCAGCGCUGACACACCGUUUGGAAGAACACACGUUACCAGUUUGGAGAUGCUGUCCAGAGAAGGGGAGGGUCUGCCGCUGAUCGGCCGGGCCAGUCUGGACGUCUUCUCCCCCGUCAGAGACGACUCUCAUUCAGGCGCCACCGUGCACCGUAAGACCCCUCUGGGAACGCCGCUGACGGCCGCCGGGCGCUGCUACAGCCCGCUGUCCGUCUUCCAGACCCCUCCCCCAAUCAGAGAGGAGGAGCCAAUCCCCCCCGCUGCCACUGCCAAACCAAACGACUACAGGAAGGCCAGCAGCUCCAGUCUGGAGGGGGAGGCUCAGACUCCGCCCACAGCCUCCCAGACGACCAAUCACAUUCAGCCGGCUCCGCCCUUCUUCACCCCGGAGCUGAGCCUCAGGAGAGCCAAUGGGAUUCAAGCUCAGCUGAGCUACGAGUCACCUUUCCAGGCGGCUCCGCCCACCUCCACCACAGGUCCAGCUCUGUCUGCGUCCGUCUCCUCCUCUCUCUCCCAGAACAUCGCCGAGGUCGUGGGCCAGGCCGGCGCCGCUCCGCUCACCUCGCUGCAGAUCCACUUCAUCCAGAACAUGAUCCACGAGACUCUGGAGGAGUUCAGGGACGCCUGCCACCGAGACAUCGUCAACCUGCAGGUCGAGAUGGUCCGGCAGUUUUACAUCCAGCUGAACGAGAUCCACGGUCUGAUCGAGAAGUACUCGGUGAACGAGUCUCUGGUGGAGGAGGUGGAGAAGCUGCGGGAGGAGAACCGGCGCCUGAAGACCAACUACUGACCAAUCGGCUCCCGGCGCCGUCUCGCCAUCCUCACAGAGCGUUACGGGCCGGGCCGGGGGGGGGCGGAGCCUGCAAGAUCGCCGCGAAGAAGAAGAAGAAGAGUCUGAACCUGAGGGAGAGGGAGUCUGGUCAGAAUAACGUGAACGGCUGCUCUGAUGUGUGUGUGUGUUUUCGUAGGACAGACGCUAUUGGUUUACACUUUCAGACGAACAUCUGGUCACAUGAUCUGCAGCUGUGGGGCCUGAGAUCAUGUUUUUAUUAAUGAGAUUUUGUGUAAAGAAUAAAAAAAGAUUCAUAUUGAAAAUUAAA
Perca fluviatilis (European perch) is the source of this 1191-nucleotide messenger RNA. RefSeq names its product NEDD1 gamma-tubulin ring complex targeting factor (gene nedd1). NCBI's taxonomy places the organism in Eukaryota, Metazoa, Chordata, Actinopteri, Perciformes, Percidae. The coding region runs from base 18 to 881 and encodes 287 amino acids. Gene Ontology annotation, biological process: microtubule nucleation; mitotic cell cycle. Gene Ontology annotation, cellular component: centriole; spindle pole; ciliary basal body. Gene Ontology annotation, molecular function: gamma-tubulin binding. The record is from RefSeq and is a predicted model, not a curated record. The transcript has 7 exons.